Molecule: messenger RNA, 3077 nt
Organism: Raphanus sativus (radish)
Lineage: Eukaryota; Viridiplantae; Streptophyta; Magnoliopsida; Brassicales; Brassicaceae
Product: golgin candidate 6-like
Exons: 18
Coding region: 162-2915 (917 amino acids)
Biological process (GO): transcytosis; intracellular protein transport; endoplasmic reticulum to Golgi vesicle-mediated transport
Cellular component (GO): Golgi stack; endoplasmic reticulum; ER to Golgi transport vesicle membrane
Source: RefSeq, a predicted model, not a curated record
AAAAAAAAAAAAAGAAUUUCACGGUUUAUCAGCUUUCUGACUUUUGCUUUGAAAACAUCGGUCAGGUGAAAAGAGAAAGAGACCAUCACGAUCUGUCGCUGAUUGAUUGGAGGAUUCUUCUUCCUUUUCUGAUCCUCUCCGUACUGACGUAGUACGAGCCAAUGGAUUUGGCAUCCCGUUAUAAGGGAGUUGUUGGUCUUGUUUUCGGAGACAAUCCAUCUUCUAAUGAAGACAGUUACAUUCAACGCCUGCUGGAUCGCAUUAGUAAUGGCACUUUGCCUGACGAUAGAAGAACUGCUAUUGUAGAGCUUCAGUCUGUUGUUGCUGAAAGUAACGCUGCUCAGCUUGCUUUCGGUGCUUCUGGAUUUCCUGUGGUUGUGGGCAUCCUCAAGGACCAACGAGAUGAUGUCGAAAUGGUUCGAGGUGCCUUAGAAACUCUUCUUGGUGCUCUAACGCCAAUCGAUCAUGCAAGGGCACAGAAGACUGAAGUCCAUGCGGCUCUUUUGAAUUCCGAUCUGCUCUCCCGUGAAGCUGAAAAUAUCACUCUUCUUUUGAGUUUGCUGGAGGAAGAAGAUUUUUAUGUUCGAUAUUACACUCUCCAGAUUUUGACAGCUCUUCUUAUGAACUCUCAGAACAGAUUGCAGGAAGCUAUUUUGACUACUCCUCGCGGCAUAACUCGGCUCAUGGAUAUGCUGAUGGAUAGGGAGGUAAUCCGGAACGAAGCUUUGUUGCUUCUUACGCACUUGACGCGUGAAGCAGAGGAGAUCCAAAAAAUUGUUGUCUUUGAAGGUGCUUUUGAAAAGAUUUUCAGCAUCAUCAAGGAGGAAGGGGGGUCAGAUGGCGAUGUGGUUGUGCAGGACUGUCUGGAGUUGUUGAAAAAUCUUCUUCGCAACAGUUCAUCAAACCAGAUACUACUAAGGGAGACAAUGGGUUUUGAACCAAUCAUUUCAGUUCUAAAACUGCGAGGGAUUACAUAUAAGUUCACCCAGCAGAAGACUGUUAAUCUACUUUGUGCACUGGAGACAAUCAAUAUGCUGAUCAUGGGAGGUGCAGUUACGGACCCUGGAAAAGAUUCAAACAAGCUAGCAAAUAGAACGGUUCUAGUUCAGAAAAAACUGCUAGACCACCUCCUGAUGUUGGGUGUUGAAAGCCAAUGGUCGCCUGUUGCUGUUCGGUGUAUGACAUUUAAAUGCAUUGGAGAUCUGGUUGAUGGACAUCCCAAGAACCGUGAUAUCCUUGCUAGCAAAGUUCUUGGUGAAGAUCGGCAAGCAGAACCUGCACUCAAUUCUAUCCUCCGGAUCAUUUUACAGACAUCUAGUAUUCAGGAGUUUGUUGCUGCUGAUUAUGUCUUCAAGAGCUUCUGUGAGAAAAAUCGGGAGGGUCAAGCAAUGCUAGCAUCAACUUUAAUACCCCAACCACAUCCCACCACCCGAGAUCCUCUGGAAGAUGAUGUUAACAUGUCAUUUGGAAGUAUGUUAUUACGAGGCAUUUGCUCUGGUGAAACUGAUGGUGAUCUUGAGACAUGUUGCAGAGCUGCGAGCAUUCUUUCUCAUGUUUUGAAGGACAACAUUCAGUGCAAGGAAAAGGCUUUGAAAAUAGUACUUGAAUCACAUGUGCCUUCCAUGGGAACUCCAGAGCCUCUCUUUCAGAGGAUUGUCAGAUACCUGGCAGUUGCCUCUUCCAUGAAAAGCAAAGAUAAUUCAAAAUCAUAUAUUCAACAGAUCAUUUUAAAACUGCUUGUCACAUGGACCGUUGAUUGCCCAGCUGCGGUCCAGUGCUUUUUAGAUUCACGCAACCACCUAACGUACCUGCUCGACCUGGUAGCAAACCCGUCUGCAACAGUUUGCAUUAGAGGCUUGGCGUCUAUUCUACUGGGAGAAUGCGUCAUCUACAACAAAUCAAACGAGAAUGGUAAAGAUGCUUUCGCUGUAGUUGACGCUGUGAGCCAGAAGAUGGGCCUCACAACAUACUUCUCGAAGUUCGAAGAGAUGCAGAGCAGCUUCAUCUUCUCCUCUUCCUCCGAGAGGCCUAGAGAGGAUCAUCAUAAACCGUUGACGAGAACAGCCACGCCUAGUGAAGCCGAGAUUGAGGAUGUUGACGUUGCAGGUGCGAUGGAUAAGGGGAGUGAAGAUCACCCAAUGCUCACAUCGUUGUUUGAUCCUAGCUUCACAGGCUUAGUGAAGAGCCUUGAAGGUAGCAUUAGAGAGAGAAUCGUGGACGUGUAUAGUCGGCCAAAAAGUGAGGUGGCUGUAGUACCGGCGGAUUUGGAGCAGAGGAGCGGAGAAAAUGAGAAAGACUACAUCAACCGCUUGAAAGCUUUUAUAGCGAAACAGUGCUCGGAGAUUCAGAACCUUCUUGCUCGGAACGCUGCUUUGGCAGAAGACGUAGCAAGCUCUGGGAGGAGUGAGCAAUCUCAAGGAUCAGAGCAAAGAGCAAGUACAGUAAUGGAUAAGGUUCAGAUGGACAGCAUCAAGCGAGAGCUCCAAGAAACGUCUCAGCGUUUAGAGACGAUCAAAACAGAAAAAGCCAUGAUCGAGUCCGAGGCAUCAGAAUACAAAAGCAUAGCUGCGAAACUUGAAUCAGACUUAAAAGGCUUGUCGGACGCGUACAACAGUCUAGAACAAGCGAACUACCGUCUCGAGAAAGAGGUGAGAUCGUUGAAAGGAGGAGAGGGUCCCAUGGAGAUUCCUGAUGUAGAAGCGAUAAAGGAAGAAGUGAGAAAGGAAGCUCAGAAAGAGAGCGAAGACGAGUUGAACGACUUGUUAGUGUGUUUGGGACAAGAGGAGAGCAAAGUGGAGAAGCUAACGGCGAAGCUGGUAGAGUUAGGAGUUGAUGUUGAUAAGCUUUUGGAGGAUAUUGGGGACGUGUCAGAAGCUCAAGGGGAAUCUGAAGAGGAUGAUGAUGAUGACCAGUAAACAAAGUUUUAGAGAUCAAAUCUUCUCUGUCACUCAAGUAAUAUAUCAUCUACUUUCAAACAUGUUAGAUUGUUUUCCAAAACAUGUUACAAUGCUGAAGUUUAUGUUUACAGAUUGGUAUACAUAUAAUAUAACAAUGAACUCAAUCUGAUUUUUAAGAUA